CCACGUGAGAAGUUAAACCUACUAUAGAGGGCGAGGUGUAUGUCAACAAUAAGUGUGGGAAAAAUGCCACGUGAAGUACCUCUCGACGAUGAACGUCACGAAUGAUAAAAAUAUUUCUGCGUUAAAAAAGGCAAAAGAUGUUAAGUCCACGUUGGAAGAAUGGGACGCGAACAAAAUUGUUUUUCGCGUAUUGCUGUUCGUCUCAUGCUUCAAAGUACUUUUAAUUCCUACGUAUCGUUCCACGGAUUUUGAAGUACACCGCAAUUGGCUUGCUAUAACGUACAGUUUGCCACUGAAAGAAUGGUACGUGAAUGCCAAGUCACAGUGGACCUUGGAUUACCCACCAUUCUUUGCAUGGUUUGAAUACUUUCUCAGUCAGAUUGCAAGAUUCGUAGAUGAUGACAUGUUAAAAGUGGAAAAUCUAAAUUACGCGUCUUUUAAUACUGUCCUUUUCCAAAGAGGCACUGUUAUAUUUUUGGAUUUGGUAUAUGCUUACGGAGUUAAAGAAAUUGGCAAAGUAUUUUGCUCUUCGUUUGAUGAAUAUCUUAUCUUCAUAGUUUUUUCUCUGUGCAACAUUGGAUUGCUACUGGUGGAUCACAUACAUUUUCAAUAUAACGGAUUUCUACUUGGCAUUUUUUUGCUUGCUGUUGCUAACGUUUCUAAAAUAAAUAAACAGGUGGCUAUCUUGUCUGGAACACUAUUAUUUGCCAUACUGCUGAAUUUAAAACACAUUUAUUUAUAUGUAGCACCAGUGUUUGUAGUCUGGUUACUCAGAUCGUACUGCAUAAAUGAAGGUUCAUUCUUCAGACGUUUAUUUGCUCUUGGAAGUAUAGUUAUUAUCACCUUAACAAUUUCAUUUGGCCCAUUUGUCUCGCAAUUGUCUCAGGUAAUAUCAAGGCUGUUUCCAUUUAAAAGGGGUUUGGUGCACGCGUACUGGGCAGCAAACGCUUGGGCAUUGUACAUAGGUGCAGAUAAAGCGACAUGUUUAAUUUUGAAACAGUUAGGAUGGUUGAAAAGUACGAGAACAGCAGUCAUGACUGGUGGAUUAGUACAAGAACAAACGUUUUUGGUUUUGCCAAGUCCUACUCCAGCUGUGACGUUUUUAUUAACUAUUUGCACUAUGCUGCCUGCACUGUAUUGUUUACUAUGUAAGAAGGAGUACACGAAUCCAAAGCAAUUUGUACGGUGCUUAGUCCUCUGUGCUUUGUGCUCGUUCAUUUUUGGUUGGCACGUACAUGAGAAGGCCAUUUUAACUGCUAUUAUACCACUGUGUGUGUUAGCAGCGACCAACAAGGACGAUGCCAGAAUCUACGUAAUUUUAAGCGGCGCAGGUCACGCCGCUCUUCUGCCUCUACUCUAUACGGACAAUUUAACUCCAUUGAAAAUCUUGUUAAUUUCUAUACACACAACUGCAUCCUUUUUAACUUUCUUUCGAAAGUUCGACGCUAGUCUAUUGUACUCCUACGAGUACUUGUACGUAAUUAAUCUGCCAGUGUUAACAGUAUACGAGACCAUUGUACAUAAGUUGAUAUUUCAUGAGAAACUGCCAUUUCUGCCUUUGGCCCUUACUUCAAUAUACUGUGCUGUAGGGAUAACCUAUUCUUGGGUUGUCUAUUAUUAUAUGUUUCUACGAUGCAGCGACGCUGAUGAUAUUAAAAAAAAAAGACAAUAAAAUCUUUACACAUUGCGCAACA
This is a messenger RNA of Frieseomelitta varia, 1694 nucleotides long. It is a transcript of the gene xit, whose product is annotated as probable dolichyl pyrophosphate Glc1Man9GlcNAc2 alpha-1,3-glucosyltransferase. Gene Ontology annotation, molecular function: dolichyl pyrophosphate Glc1Man9GlcNAc2 alpha-1,3-glucosyltransferase activity. The transcript has 7 exons. The coding region runs from base 89 to 1672 and encodes 527 amino acids. Gene Ontology annotation, cellular component: endoplasmic reticulum membrane. Gene Ontology annotation, biological process: protein N-linked glycosylation. The record is from RefSeq and is a predicted model, not a curated record. Lineage: Eukaryota; Metazoa; Arthropoda; Insecta; Hymenoptera; Apidae.